Molecule: messenger RNA, 1084 nt
Organism: Sinocyclocheilus anshuiensis
Lineage: Eukaryota; Metazoa; Chordata; Actinopteri; Cypriniformes; Cyprinidae
Product: creatine kinase B-type-like
Exons: 6
Coding region: 116-859 (247 amino acids)
Biological process (GO): phosphocreatine biosynthetic process
Molecular function (GO): creatine kinase activity
Source: RefSeq, a predicted model, not a curated record
CCAACAAAGCCGCUUAUUUCUGGACACCAUUAUCAGUCUUGUGUGGGUUCUGGUGGACUUUAGGAAGGAUUAAUUCCGCUUCCCCAAAGAAAAUCAGUGUAAGGUAGACGCAACCAUGCCUUUCGGUAACACUCACAAUCAGCUGAAGAUGAACUUCACCGCCGAGCAGGAGUAUCCCGACCUCAGCCAGCACAACAACCACAUGGCGAAGGUGCUGACGCUCGAGAUGUACGCGAGCCUUCGGGACAAACAGACCUCCAGCGGAUUUACCGUGGAUGACGUCAUUCAAACCGGGGUGGACAACCCAGGUCAUCCUUUCAUCAUGACGGUGGGCUGCGUAGUUUUCCUCUUCAUAAUGCUUUAUAGGCACAACGACAACAAGACAUUCCUGGUCUGGGUGAAUGAGGAAGACCACCUUCGCGUUAUUUCCAUGCAGAAAGGUGGCAACAUGAAGGAAGUCUUCAAUCGCUUCUGCACAGGCCUCACAAAGAUUGAGGAGUUGUUUAAAGAGAAGGGCCAUGAGUUCAUGUGGAACGAGCACUUGGGCUACGUCCUAACCUGCCCCUCCAACCUGGGCACAGGGUUGCGUGGUGGCGUUCAUGUCAAACUUCCUAACCUCAGCAAGCAUGAGAAGUUUGGUGAGAUCCUCAAGCGACUGAGGCUCCAAAAGCGUGGAACAGGUGGAGUUGACACUGCUGCAGUAGGCGGUGUCUUUGACAUCUCCAAUGCAGACCGUCUGGGCUUCUCUGAGGUUGAGCUGGUUCAGAUGGUAGUGGAUGGAGUUAAGCUGCUUAUAGAGAUGGAGAAACACCUGGAGGCAGGCCAGUCAAUUAAUGACCUUAUGCCUGAGCAGAAGUGAACACUUCGUGACUCCUAACUUAACUCCUUCCCUGCCUCCACCAGUCCUCCUUUCCUCCAGUACCAAUAAUCUUAACUACGUCAAGGAACAUACACUCCACCCAAAUGGUAGUGGCACUAAAGUUAGACGAGUCUUCCAUCAGUGUGAAGGAUUUUGUAUCUCAAACUUCCUGCAAUGUUGAAGAUGGAGCUUAACAGCAGAAAUAAAGUCUCUUUGGCCCAUGGA